Molecule: messenger RNA, 4176 nt
Organism: Macrosteles quadrilineatus (aster leafhopper)
Lineage: Eukaryota; Metazoa; Arthropoda; Insecta; Hemiptera; Cicadellidae
Exons: 1
Coding region: 1-4176 (1391 amino acids)
Biological process (GO): telomere maintenance; DNA repair
Molecular function (GO): DNA helicase activity
Source: RefSeq, a predicted model, not a curated record
AUGGGAUGUUGGACGGGGGACUUAUUAAAUCAUAUAACACCAUACAAAUUAGCAAAAACAAGCCUUUGGAGUGACGAUGUUUUCAAAUGUCCCCACUGUGGUGCUCGGUUAUUUGAAGAAGAGAAAACUCGAAAUAAGUGGUGUUGUGGUCAAGGAGCCUACAAUGUUCUUAAUUUACCUGCACUUCAAGAGGAUUUCUACUCCGAUCGUUGUUUCCUUGAGAGAGCUCGAGCCUAUAACGACAUUUUUGCCUUUUGCGCUCUCGAGGUAUCAGGAGGUUACCGCCAUCCUAGUGGUCUCUCCUUCUUCAAAAUAGAAGGCAGGAUGUACCAUCAAAUUUAUAAUCUGGACGCUCCUGGGCAAAAGUUUACUACUAAAGCUGGGGUCGUCCAGUUUGUAAAUAGAUCGCGACUGUACAUUGAUGACGGUGAAGAGAGGAGAAAUAUUGCCUCUGGCAGAUCCCUAGAUGCUGACAUAGUUGACUCUAUUUAUGAAUUUCUUUUUCGUGAAAACCCGUUCAUUGUUAACUAUCGUCUUUUGGGCAAUGAACCAGCUAUCAAUGCACACUUGGACUUCGAAGUCACAAGCAGAGCCACUCACGGUCCGGUCUUAGGUGACGGGCAGACAGGCGUCGAGGUACAUGCAGUGCUCAGUACCGAUGAGACUGUUCAUGAACCUCGGAAAUUGACAAUUUGGAAAGUUGGGUCUCCUAAACCAACCUCUAUAAACCUUUUUAGUCCCCUUAUGGAACCUUUCCAGUACCCAUUGCUCUAUCCGGAUGGCACUUUGGGCUGGCAUAUAGGUCGCCUUGAUAAUUUCAAUAACAAGUUAUCUCAGUAUAACUACGCACGUUGCCUUUUGUUAUCUGAUCCUCGUUUUUCUCACAUCGGCCGACUGUCUCAAGCUUGGCAGGUCGAGAUGUUCGCAAGAUUCGAAGAGGAGAGGUUGAAUUUCAUAAAAUAUAAUCAAACCAGGUCAGCUGAAAAUGCCAUGCGGAUAGGGCCAUUGGACGAACUGGAGACAGCUGGACGUAGUAGUAAUCAGCCAACGGGACAGAUUUUUAACGAAAUUGCCAAUGACGAAACGAUCCGAGGGGAGGGUGGAGCACAGCCGGGUAAAGUUUAUCUUCCCAGUUCAUUUACAGGGGGACCAAGAUACAUGAAGCUUCGUUACUUGAACGCAAUGGCUCUUGUUUCUCGUCUUGGUUUUCCUACUUUCUUCCUCACAUUUACAUAUAGUGCGACGUGGGAAGAAAACAAGAAGGCAUGUCCCCGGAACAGCGGCCGCAGCGACCCCAGUACCGCUUGCAGAGUUUUCUACAUUAAACUCCUAGAACUUCUCCGAGAUCUCCGCAGUGGAGCAAUGUUCGGCCGGUCCGUGUACAUCGUACAUGUCAUCGAAAUGCAAAUGCGAGGACUUCCACACGCCCACAUUGUAUUUAAGAUUGACGGCGAUGGACCGGUGCAGGCUGCUGACAUUGAUUCAAUCAUUCGAUCUGACAUCCCUUCGGAGGAGGAGGCUGGGGGCAGACUAAGGGAGUUAGUUCUGAGACACAUGAUCCAUGGGCCAUGUGGUACAGAAUACAGAACUGACUUCCCUUGUUGGAACUCAGACAAAGGCUGCUGUUCCAAAUUUUUUCCAAAACCUGUUUGCGAAACAACUCAUAUUGAUGAAAAGGGGUUUGUUCAAUACAAGCGCAGUUAUGAGAACAAAGGAGUUAUUACGUCAAGGAGAAAGUCUGUCACUGUUCAUGAUGGCUGGGUUGUUCCUUAUAACUCUGCGCUACUUCUGAAAUAUGAAGCUCAUAUCAAUUUAGAGCUAGCUUCAACUCGAAAAGUUGUUAAGUAUUUGUUCAAGUACCUGAUGAAGGGUGGUUCACUGCAGAAUGUUACUGUUACGCCCUUAGGUCAGCAAGAAGAUGAAGUACAGCACUAUGUCACAAAGCGGAUGGUGGGUGCUAGUGAUGCAUGCUGGCGGCUUUUAGACUUUCCAAUCUCUAAGUCUGAGCCAACAGUAGAGUGCCUUCCUGUACAUCUUGAGGGAAAGCAAACAGUAACAUUCUGUCCAACAAACUUGGGUGACGCGACUCUACAAGCUAGCUCUAAUUUGCUAUUGUACUUUAACAGACCUCUUCACCCUAUUUUUGAUAAUUUAACCUACCAAUCAUUCUUCGAGCAGUUUAUAGUUCAUUCUAAACGUCCACGUAGUGCAGAAGUAUACGACCAUCCCGACGGCAAACAUUAUAUUACACCUCGACAACGUGGUACCAAGAUCUGCCGGCUUUUUUGGGUUUCGCCAAACAGAAGCGAGCAAUAUUUUCUUCGUUUGCUGCUCAUGAUGUUACCAUGCCGUGGUUACGCUGAUCUGCUUGCACGUGGAGGUGAUGGUUGUAGUACUUUCCAACAGGUAGCGCGAAACCUCGGCUUGGUUGAAGCAGAGGAUGAGUAUGGCAUUGCCAUUAGGGAAGCUGCUCAAUUCAUGAUUGGUUCGAAACUUCGAUCAUUUUUCGUCCUACUCUGCAACAUGGGGGCGCCUGCGGCUCUUUUGUGGGAAUCUUUCCGAAAUACGCUUUGUGAGGACCAUUUGGAACGCAACCCUCUUGAUCAUGAGCUCGCCUUUAAACUAUCUCUGCUCGAAAUUGAUCGCAGUCUCCGUCGACAGGGGUCUUGUUUGGCUGACCAUGGCCUCCCAAGUGUGGAAGAUGAUACUACGGAAUUAGGCAGAGAACUACUCGUCUACGGUGAGAACCAACAGAAAUCACUUGUAGAUGAGUGGGAACCAAAAUUGUCAAAUGAUCAGAGGGCAGUCUUAAAUCACGUUCGUUCGUUAUUACAAGGAGAUCGCCGGACAAACAGACUAAUCUUCCUAGACGGACCAGGUGGCUACGGGAAAACGUUGUUAAUUAGCGUGCUUCUCGCCUACGUUCGAAGCCAAAGUCACGUUGCUAUUGCUGUUGCUAGCUCUGGUAUCGCCUCUGGCAACAUGCCAGGUGGUACGACAGCUCAUAGCAUGUUCAGACUGCCACUUGACCUCGGCGACGGUACAGGCUAUUGGAACUUGACCAACGGGUCUCAGCGGGCAGAACUAAUCAGAGCCGCACAGCUCAUAGUUUUUGAUGAGGCACCGAUGGCUCAUCGCUACAUUUUUGAGAUUCUCGACAGAUCUCUGCGGGAUCUCAUGAAUUCACGUGAACCAUUCGGUAACAAGAUCUUUAUCUGCUCGGGAGAUUUCCGCCAGAUCGCGCCCGUUGUUGCCAGAGCUCGAACGCCCGCUGAUAUCGCUUGUGUAUCGCUCCGUGCGUCUCAUCUUUGGUCAAGUUUCAAGGUGUUCUCUCUUUCUACACCUCACAGGACUAGUAAUUCCAAUGCAUACUCCAAAUUCUUGCUUGAAGUAGGCAAUGGAACUAUCAAUACUGUUGUGUUUGGCGAGGGAAAAGACAGUUGCAGCUUGAUACCACUGUCUGGCAUUAGAUAUGUGACUUCCCUGUCUGAUCUCAUCGCUUUUGUUUUCCCCGAUUGUGACCUGAAUGACCCUGAACUUACGGCUAGACGAGCUAUUCUUUCAACAAUGAACGUUAACGUACGAAAUAUUAAUGACAUUGUUCUUAAUACUUCAAGCGGGGUCGUACAUGUGUUGAGAAGCGCCGAUACUGUGGACAAGGAAAAUGAUGACGGCAUGGACGUCGAUGUACACUUGCUGAACCAGGCCACCGGCAAGGGUGUGCCAGACCAUGUCCUGCGAAUCAAGAUCGGCUCCGUUUGCCUCAUUAUGAGGAAUUUGAAUAUCGACAACGGACUUGUGAACGGUACAAAAGUAAUUGUUACGGCGAUUAGUCCUCGCUUGAUUACUGCUAGACUUCCCGGCAAAACUGAUCCAAUUUGUAUCCCUAGGAUUCAAUUUGUGUUUCCGUUUGUCGAAGGGUCGCCGCUUCGCAUCCGCCGUCUUCAAUUCCCUCUAAUGUUGGCUUAUUGUAUGACUGGUCACAAAAGCCAAGGCCAGACGAUCGAUCGCGUUGGAGUCGAUCUUCGGAGCGACUGUUUCACACACGGUCAAUUAUACGUCCUCCUUAGCAGGGUCAGACAUCCUGACGACAUCGUUGUUCUUGUCCCACCUGAUAGAGUCCGCGAAGGAAUAGCCUAUGCGAAGAAUAUCGUAUUUGACGAACUCCUUCUUUAG